Molecule: messenger RNA, 2140 nt
Organism: Trichechus manatus latirostris (Florida manatee)
Lineage: Eukaryota; Metazoa; Chordata; Mammalia; Sirenia; Trichechidae
Product: low affinity immunoglobulin gamma Fc region receptor III-B-like
Exons: 4
Coding region: 1-867 (288 amino acids)
Biological process (GO): cell surface receptor signaling pathway
Cellular component (GO): plasma membrane
Molecular function (GO): transmembrane signaling receptor activity
Source: RefSeq, a predicted model, not a curated record
AUGAAGGGCUUCCCUGCUCUCAAGGACGUUACAGUCAACAAGUGUGAUGAGUAUUACAAAAGAGAAGCACAAGCUCCUAAAGGAAGUCUCCCUGCGAACACCAGGGAAGGGUCUCCUUAUCCCCCCACCCUCACCCCAUAUUCUCUUGUCUCCUCAGUAAAUCCCCCAAAGGCUGUGGUGUCCCUAGACCCUCCAUGGUACAGGCUGCUGGAGAAGGACAAUGUGAGUCUGAAGUGCCUCCCUGAGGGUUAUUCCACACAGUGGUGGCACAAUGGGAGCCUCAUCUCAAGCCAGUCCUCCAGCUACUUCAUCAAAUCUGCUAGAGUUAAUGACAGUGGAGAGUACCAAUGCCAGACAUCCUCCACCUUGCGCAGUGACCCAGUGCAGCUGGAAGUCCACAUUGGCUGGGUGUUGCUCCAGGCCGUUCGGCAGGUGUUCCUGAAGGGGGAGACGAUUGAGCUGAGGUGCCACGCCUGGAAAAGCAAGCCUCUGCACAAGGUCUCAUAUUUCCAGGAUGGCAGAAGCAAGAAGUUUACUCAUGAUAAUGCCAUCUUCCACAUUCCAAAAGCAACAGGCCAGCACAAUGGCUCCUACUUCUGCAGGGGACUUAUUGGGAAUAGAAAUGAGUCUUCAGGGUCUUUAAACAUCUAUAUUCAAGAUCUGGAGGGUCCAUCCAUCACUCCAGGCGAUCUACACUGGCACCAAGUCACUCUCUGCCUGAUGACGGGUCUGCUAUUUGCAGUGGACACGGGCCUGUAUUUCCUUAUGCAGAGAAACCUUCGAAGCUUAAUGGAGGACUGGAAGAUUAACAAACUCAAAUGGAGCCAGAGCUUUCAGUUACAAACAACCCCUCAUGCCAUAGGAUAAUAGCAGCAGUAGCAGCAGUAUCUCUGAGCCUCUCUCUAUAUUCACAAUCCCAUUACCUCCAACAGACCUGUCUGAAAGCAGCCAGAGAAAUACACCUCAGAGCCUAGCCUGAAGGCGCUUCACCCAGCCUUCUAUUUUCUCUUGGUCUCCAGUGAAAGAAAGGGCCUGUGAUCUUCAGGAACAAGCAAAGCCCCAGUGAGGAGCUGUGUUCCCAGGAAUUGGGGUCUCAGAGCUACACAGACAUUUUCUCUGUCCCUGCCAUUCCCUCACAGCAAAGCAACAACAUGGUCUCUGGAUGGUGUAUAAACAUUGUUCCAGAAAUAAAUGGAUAAGCAGAUGAGUGAAUUUAUGGUUGAGGCAGGGCCACUUAGACAGUUGGUCUACACCUACUGCUCCAGGGUUGGUUGCUUUCAGGCUAUCCCAAAUCUCCCUCCAGUCAGAGUGUGGGGACUGCUAGGGUUUAGGAGGAACAGCAGAACCAACGAAGGAGCUGACUGAGAAAGGGUGGGGUAGUUCAGGACGGACCAGGGAAAGUUCCCCCAGGCCCAGAGAUGAGGCUGUCUUCCUGGGACACGAACCAUGUUUGGGGUAACAGGAAAUCACAGGGGUGAUGCAGAAUUAAAUUUUUCAAGGAAGCUGCUGUCAGAAUUGUAAUGUUCUUUGAGUAUAUAAUGAGGAAACCUUUAAUGUUCCUGUUUAAAAUUAAAAGGGUUGUGAGCGGAAAAGUGACUGAGAUUGGGGGUGUAGGGGUGUGGGGAAUGUUUGGAAAAGAAAGCACAGAAAAAAACAGGUGUCCAAAGGAAGGACAGCAGCAUUGCUUUCUCAGGUUGAGCUACAUGAACAGAGGAUAUCUCAGUUUUUGAACUGAGAGAGUAUGACAAGAAAGUGUCAAAAUUGCACAGGAAGGAAUGGACAGGGCAUGAAGAUGCUUUUUUUUGGGGGGGAGGGUCAGGGUAGUAAGAAUGAUAAGUUAUAUACAAUAUAUAAUUAUCAAUUAUAGGGAUUAUAAAACCAGCUUUUCUGCUUCAGUAUCUAACUUGAGUAUAGCUUCACUCCUGUCAUUUAUUAAACAAAUGUUGGAUCAUCAAGACUAAAUGUACUGAACUCUACUGAGGUACAUUAUGAAACUAAAAUCCCUCAGCAUGUCGGUAACAGUGGGGUGGAUAUGGAGAAGGCAGUCAUUGCUGAUGGAAGAAAAUUAUAGCUGUCUCUUUCUGUUUUAGAGGCUUUAAGCAGAACACUUCUUGAUUUUAAUAAAGCAUUUUAGAAGGUC